AUGUGCAGUUCCUCAGCUUGGGUUACUAUACAACAAUGUCCAGUAAUGAACUACAGUGAUCUUUUCAUACUUGUCUUCAGUAUGGACUCCCGAGAAUCAUUUGAAGAAGUUGUACGUUUGCGUGAAAAUAUUUUAGAAACAAAAUGGGCUGCCCUUAAUCCAGGCUCGGGUUUGAAGAAGAAAAGUCUACCAAAGAUACCAAUGAUUUUAGCUGGCAAUAAAUGCGAUCGUGAUAUUAAAACCGUACACCUAGACGAGGUUAUGGGCUAUAUAGCGGGACAAGAUAAUUGUUGUGUAUUUGUCGAAUGUUCAGCACGUCAAAAUUUUCGUAUUGAUGAUUUAUUUUAUGCACUUUUCAUGGUAUCGAAUUUACCAUUGGAAAUGGCACCAAAUCAUCAUAGACGUGUUAUAUCUGUUUUCGGUGCACCCUCUCCAUUACCGCCACAUUCAUCAGCUGGUGGAUCUAAAAAAAAUGCGCUCUCUAUUAAAAGACGUUUCAGCGAUGCUUGUGGUGUUGUGACGCCAAAUGCACGUAGGCCCAGUAUACGCACAGAUCUAAAUUUGAUGCGAUCGAAGACAAUGGCUAUGAAUGAAGGUGAAGGUGCGGGCGCUACGCGGCGUAAACUCUGUGUGAUCAUGUAA
Teleopsis dalmanni is the source of this 642-nucleotide messenger RNA. Its product is annotated as GTP-binding protein Rhes-like. Bases 1 to 642 code for a protein of 213 amino acids. The record is from RefSeq and is a predicted model, not a curated record. Gene Ontology annotation, molecular function: GTPase activity; GTP binding. The transcript is spliced from 3 exons. NCBI's taxonomy places the organism in Eukaryota, Metazoa, Arthropoda, Insecta, Diptera, Diopsidae.